UAAACUCGCGCAAUCCUGCCGCAAAUCGAUCGACCUCUCACUUGUUUCGGGAGUGUAGUGCGUAGUACACUAUGAAAAUUGAAUCGUAGGACAGGACUUGGAUUACGAGAAUAGAAAAUAAUUUCAAAAUCGAUCGACAUGAGGAAGGAUUGGGACGCGGUGGCCACGAUGGGUUGCUUGAAAGUCCUGCUGAUAAUGUUCAACUGUUUUAUGUGGUUAUUUGGCAUAUUGCUACUUACCACCGCAAUAUGGAUGCGAAUUCAACUUUACGAUGUAAUGGACGUAAGCUCGGAGAGCACCAGGGCAGCUUUAUUGGCAUUGGCCUGUCUGAGCGGUGUUAUAACUUUGGCAGCGGUGUUCGCUUGCUGUUGCACAAUUCACGGCCAUUCAGCCCUCUUAUUCCUGUACGGUGCAUUCUUAGCUAUUGUUGCAUUACUGGUUCUUACGGGUGGUGCAUCGAUUUAUGCUUACCGUGCCACUUUAAAUGAAAAAUUCGACCACGAUCUCAAUCAAACAAUGUCCGUCUAUAAGCACGACGAGAUCAAGACCAUCCACAUCGACACUAUGCAGUCUACAUUGCAGUGCUGCGGUAACAGAGGUUUCGCUGAUUGGUCCGACAUGUCUCCACCGAUGGAAAUUCCACUGUCUUGCUGCAAAGUGGCAGAAUAUGUGUGUAACGUUAAUGACGUAAACGAUAUUUAUACCGAGGGCUGCUACACUCGUGUGUUACAACUGAUAAACUGCAACAUCGGCUUGGUCGCUAAAAUAGCGAUCGGCGUAGCAUUCUUUCCGCUUAUAGGGGUCUUCUUAGCCUGUUGCUUAGCUAACAAGAUUAAUAAAACCAAGUACGAGCAGGUUGCUUAGAAUUUGCGCCGGUUGCAGAAAAGCUCGUCGUGUCGGUAAGAAAACUGCGCAACGUUCGAAAGUCGUACAAUUACAAUUUGUAAGAAAAUGUCGGAAAGAACGGGACUGUUAUUUUUCUUAUUACGCUUAACCGGUACAACCAAAGUUUCACUAUGAAACGAUUAAAUUCAAUCAGACGAACUCGAAUCUCUCUUCCGUCUUUUGCGACAACUUCUUUCGACACGUUCCAUCCUACGUACACCGUUCGAGCUUCUCGCUCGCAUGUAUCUUCCUAUUACUUCUUACGCUUAUUUGAAAAUCUCGGCGAUUCGAACGAAAAGUUCAACGUGGAUCUGUACACAACGUAAAACUACGUGUCAAAGAGUUACACUCUUUGAACGAAUCGAACGAAUCUGAAUUUAAUCAUUCCCAUUCUUCGGAGAAACGGGCGUCCACAUGUUAUUAUUAUCCGUAUAUGUCGUAAAAACCUUUUAAAUAUCUUUAUCGUCACGUUCGAUUCUCAUAAAAUUCUUGUAAGAAGAAUAAAUAGUUACUGCGUCCUGUGCGCAUAGUUGUACAAGAAAGAAAACACAAUCGUAGUUGAAGACGGGAACGAAGAAUAUCAAAUACGAUAAAAUAUGCGCGUUUUCACGAAGAAAGAAUUUACAUUUCAUGAAAAACAGAUCCACGAUUAUCGAGGUUAAUUAAAGAAAAAGAUACGAGUUCCUCGAUGCGUCUAAUUAGCGCAAAUUUGAUUGUUUUCUUUUUUAAUUAAGUCGAUGAAAAUGAACAACUGCGAAAUCUACAAUUGCGAAAUCGACAACUGCGUCCGAUCGAUGAUCCUAAUGUUUCGUUAUGCAGUUAAUCGCAUAAUUAAUCGCCCGUUCAGGCUUGCAACGUUAACAACGCACAGAACAACAAACGUAAUUCCAUAAAAUAAACUGAAAUAUAAUCCGACUUACAUAUCUUAUUAAUCGUUUAGAUGAUUGCGUUGAAACAUAUUCUAUCUAAUAAAACAGAGUAGUGGACAAUUGCAGCAAAAUUUCAAGUAACUUUCCAACAAUUUAAAGGUAAUUUAAAGGUAUUUAUAUAAGAUAAAUGAAACUACAUACAUGCAUGUAUGAAAUAUCGUCUAAGUAUAUAUCUUUUCAAGCCUAUAUUUUAUGGAUAUACCUGCAGAAUCUAUACUUUUUCCUACUCUUUUAUCAUUUUAAAUAUAACUAACCAAUUCAUUUAUCAAAUAUCUUUAACCUUUAAAUUAAGGAAAUACAAAUAUAAAUGGCAUAAACUAACGUUCGUAACUCGGUACAGUUUAAAGCUCAGAAAUUGUCAGAAAAUAUUUCGGAAUAUAUUUCGUUCGGCGUCGAUAUUAAACACGUUUGAACAACUAGAACGCGAAGCAACGUCCGUUUGAUAAAUACAAUUACGAUCCGGAACAUCGAUAUACCACAAUGAUCGAUCUCGACGAAUACGUAUAACCAGAUAUAAGUGGCAAGAGAAAGUUCCGUUAAUUACUGUAAUACGCGAAAGUCUUCGAGAUACGACUUCAAAUUCUAUUUUUAUUAUUAAACAACACUCACGUUUACACUAAUUUUUACCAACUUUUCUUUAGCUUUAUACGUUACUGUGUUCAUAUUUUUAAUAAAACCAAACACACCAUUCUCUACUAUCAGUUUACCGGUACUAUUUUAAUAAUAGUAAUUAGAGAUUUAACGUAAUUACUUUGUUCUGCUUGCGACAGUUGUUAGCUUGCUCGUUAGUUGCGCGUAUCGACUACGUCUAAAACGUUACAUCGUUUGGUUAGAAUUUCAUUAUCGAUGCUUGAUGAUUUCCUAAAUAUGAAAAAGGUAACGCGAUUGCCUUGCGAUGUACGUGAUCUUGUAUGUGUGUGUGUGUGUGUGUGUGUAUAUAUAUAUAUAUAUAUAUAUAUAUAUAUAUAUAUAUAUAUAUAUAUAUAUAUAUAUAUAUAUAUAUAUAUAUAUGCAUGUAUACGCAUAUAUGUUGAUAGAUAUAUAUCUUAUAGCGAAUGUGCUGUCCGAAUCGUAAACUGACGGCCACUCCAAAUCGCAAACAAUAUUUUCACGUUAGAGAGGAAACAAACGAACAACUUACUUUUCGAUAAUUGUGAUUUUCCUCAUCUUAUACCAUCUUAUAGAUAUAUAUAUAUAUAUAUGUAGGCAUGUACUUGUAUACGGAUAAAAGUAUGUUUGAAAAAUACUUUUAUCGUUUUGUAUUUUUUCCGUUAUCUUUUAUUAAGAAUUUUAUUUCAUUCCGUUCCGAUUAAUAUUUCAGAAAAUGGCAGAAAGUUUUUUUUUUUUUUUUUUUUUUUUUUUUUUUUUUUUUUUUUUUUUUUUUUUUGAGAUACAUCGAUCUUUCUUGUUCUUGCGACUUUGCGACAUGUGUAAUGUAUACUUUUAUGCGCAUACAAGUACAUAUAUAAACUGUUGCAGAGAAUUAUUACUCUUGAGA
This is a messenger RNA of Bombus pascuorum, 3312 nucleotides long. RefSeq names its product tetraspanin-7-like. Gene Ontology annotation, cellular component: membrane. The transcript has 5 exons. The coding region runs from base 139 to 864 and encodes 241 amino acids. Lineage: Eukaryota; Metazoa; Arthropoda; Insecta; Hymenoptera; Apidae. The record is from RefSeq and is a predicted model, not a curated record.